Messenger RNA from Toxotes jaculatrix (banded archerfish), 1095 nucleotides. It is a transcript of the gene st6galnac5b, whose product is annotated as ST6 (alpha-N-acetyl-neuraminyl-2,3-beta-galactosyl-1,3)-N-acetylgalactosaminide alpha-2,6-sialyltransferase 5b. Gene Ontology annotation, molecular function: alpha-N-acetylgalactosaminide alpha-2,6-sialyltransferase activity. The transcript is spliced from 5 exons. Lineage: Eukaryota; Metazoa; Chordata; Actinopteri; Toxotidae. The coding region runs from base 94 to 1095 and encodes 333 amino acids. Gene Ontology annotation, biological process: oligosaccharide metabolic process; ganglioside biosynthetic process. The record is from RefSeq and is a predicted model, not a curated record.
CAAGUGUUGCAUGAUGAAGGGUCCCGAUGCUCCGUGAGAGAGCUUUGGCCCCGACGGGAUGAAGGCUGGAUCCGCGAGUGGAAACGAGGGGAAAUGAAGAUGAAGAUAAGAGUGUGCCAAGGGGUUAGUGGCAUCAUCAUCGUCACCAUGGUUACCAGCUUUAUGUUGGUGUACAACAGCAGCUCUGGUGACAGAUCAUCUUCAUCAUCAGCAUCAUCAUCGUCAUCUUCCCACUGUUUAGAAGCUCCGGUUUCUUCCACAAAAAAGCCGGAGAAACCACAGAGACUCUCAGCAUCAACACUUGAGGGGUACACAGGUGUCAUGGAUCAUAAGUCUUUGAAGAUGCACUGCAGGACUUGUUCCCUGGUGACCAGCUCUGGUCAGCUGACGGGCAGCAAAAGGAGCAAAGAGAUCGAUGGCUCUGAGUGCGUCAUUCGUAUGAACGACGCGCCCAGUGUGGGCUAUCAGGAGGACGUUGGCCAGCGCACCAGCCUGCGUGUCGUAGCUCACUCCAGCCUGCAGAGAGUGCUGCGGAGCCGACAGGAGCUGCUCAAUGCGAGCCAAGACACAGUGUUCAUCUUCUGGGGACCGAGCAGCUGCAUGAGACGGGAUGGAAAAGGCCACGUUUACAACAAUCUCAGGCUGUUAAACCAGCUGCUGCCCAAACUGAAAGUCUACAUUAUUUCUCGCAUCAAGAUGCUCAAGUUUGAUGAACUAUUUAAAAAGGAAACAGGGAUUGAUAGGAAGAGUUCCAACUCGUGGCUGAGUACUGGCUGGUUCACCAUGGCCAUAGCCCUGGAGCUGUGUGACAGGAUCAACGUGUAUGGCAUGGUGCCCCCUGAUUUCUGCAGGUCCUCCUCCCAUCCCUCCGUGCCGUAUCAUUACUAUGAGCCCUCAGGGCCCAACGAGUGCUCCAUGUAUCUCUCCCACGAGAGGAGUCGAAGAGGAAGCCACCACCGCUUCAUCACAGAGAAGACGGUGUUUGCAAACUGGGCUCGAACCCUCAACAUCCACUUUUACCAGCCAGACUGGAAGCCGGCUGCUGUCAUCACCGGCGUGAACAGCUCGUAUGCUCCAGCUCCAGCUGGAUCUUGA